This is a messenger RNA of Gossypium arboreum, 2844 nucleotides long. RefSeq names its product respiratory burst oxidase homolog protein A. NCBI's taxonomy places the organism in Eukaryota, Viridiplantae, Streptophyta, Magnoliopsida, Malvales, Malvaceae. Gene Ontology annotation, molecular function: calcium ion binding; peroxidase activity; NAD(P)H oxidase H2O2-forming activity. The record is from RefSeq and is a predicted model, not a curated record. The transcript has 15 exons. Gene Ontology annotation, cellular component: plasma membrane.
AUGAAAGGCGCUUCUUUUCCGACACAGAGGCAAUGGGCCUCGGACACCAUUCCCGCCACCUUUAGUUCAACGUCCUCGCCUGGGACUGAGCAGUUCGUGGAGGUCACUCUCGAUCUCCAAGACGAUGACACCAUUAUCCUCCGCAAUGUGGAGCUGGCCUCAUCUGCCAUCACCGUUGAUGAUGGAGCCUAUACUUCGGCCUCCACUUCACGAUCCCCGACCAUCAGGAAGAGCUCCUCCAAUACAUUGAGACAAUUUUCACAAGGACGAAAAGUCGAAGCCGUUGCUAAAGCCAAGCAGUUCUCGCAACAGUUGAAAGCCGAGCUACGCAAGUUAUCAUGGGGCCACGGACACGCAGCUCUGACUCUACCCGGAUCCGACUCUGCUACAGCGACUCGAGCUUUAAGAAAGCAGCGAGCUCAACUUGACCGGAUUCGCUCCGGCGCUCAAAAAGCUCUUCGCGGAUUAAGAUUCAUAACCAACAAUGAAGCCAAUGCAUGGGAAGAAGUUGAAAACAAUUUCAAAAAACUCGCUAAACACGGCUCUCUUUUUCGCUCCGAUUUCGCACAAUGCAUAGGAAUGAAGGACUCGAAGGAAUUUGCGCAGGAGAUGUUCGACGCAUUGAGUAGACAAAGGAGAUUAAAAGUUGAAAAAAUUAGCAAAGAUGAGCUUUACGAGUAUUGGUCCCAAAUCACUGACCAAAGUUUUGAUUCUCGCCUCCAGAUCUUCUUCGACAUGGUGGACAAAAAUGAAGAUGGUAGGAUCACUGAGGCUGAAGUAAAAGAGAUUCUGAUGCUAAGUGCUUCGGCAAACAAGCUAUCGAGAUUGAAAGAGCAGGCGGAGGAAUAUGCAGCUCUGAUCAUGGAAGAGUUGGACCAUGAAAGAUUUGGAUAUAUCGAGCUAUGGCAAUUGGAGACACUUCUCUUGCAAAAGGACACCUACCAGAGCUAUAGUCAAGCCCUAAGCUACACAAGCCAAGCCCUUAGCCAAAACUUACAAGGACUAACAAAGAAGAGCAGAGUCAGGAGAAUGAUUAAGAAACUUUUAUACUAUUUAGAAGAAAACUGGAAGAGGCUAUGGGUGGUGUCAUUAUGGAUUAUGAUUAUGACAGGGCUCUUUACUUGGAAGUUCUUUCAAUACAAACAGAAGAAUUCUUUUCAGGUUAUGGGUUACUGUCUCCUCACAGCCAAGGGGGCAGCUGAGACCCUCAAGUUUAACAUGGCUCUUAUCCUCUUACCCGUCUGCAGAAACACCAUUACUUGGCUCAGGUCCACCAAGCUGGGUCUUUUCCUGCCUUUUGACGACAAUAUCAACUUUCACGAGACAAUAGCUGCAGCCAUUACUAUUGGAGUCAUUCUCCAUGCUGGUAACCAUCUUGCCUGUGAUUUUCCUAUGCUUAUCAAGUCCUCUAGUGAUCACUAUGAUCUACUAAUCAAUGACUUUGGAAGUCAUAAACCAACCUACUUAGACCUGGUAAAAGGGGUUGAAGGAGUGACUGGAAUUUUAAUGAUUAUCUGCAUGGCAAUUGCAUUUAUACUGGCAACAAGAUGGUUUAGGCGGAACCUGAUUAAGCUGCCCAAGCCCUUUGAUAGAAUCACUGGUUUCAAUGCUUUCUGGUACUCACAUCACCUGUUUAUCGUUGUCUACAUCUUGCUUGUCAUCCAUGGCGUAUUUCUUUAUCUUGUGCACAUAUGGUACCGUAAGACGACUUGGAUGUACCUAGCUGUUCCAAUUUUGUUGUACGCUGGAGAAAGGACACUUAGAUUUUUCCGUUCUGGGUUCUAUACUGUCCGGCUUUCGAAGGUAAGCAUAACACUAUCAACUAUGAUUCCCUCUAAACCUAGGGUGCUUUUGAAAUUUGACUGAUGGUCUUUUUUGAUUCGGUACAAAAGUGGACAGUACAUGUUUGUCCAAUGCCCUGCUGUCUCUCCCUUUGAAUGGCAUCCAUUUUCCAUCACGUCUGCUCCUGGUGAUGACUACCUUAGUGUUCAUAUCCGCCAGCUAGGUGACUGGACACAAGAGCUCAAACGGCUAUUCUCAGAGGUUUGUGAACCUCCUGUGUCUGGGAAAAGUGGGCUUCUUAGGGCUGAUGACAUCACUAAGAAAGGCUUGCCAAAGCUCUUAAUAGAUGGGCCGUAUGGUGCCCCGGCACAAGAUUAUUGGAAGUAUGAUGUCCUAUUACUUGUGGGCCUUGGAAUUGCUGCAACACCAUUCAUUAGCAUCCUAAAAGAUCUGCUUCACAACAUUGUGAAAAUGGAGGAGCAGGCAGAUUUGGUGUCAGAUUCGAGUAGGACAUCAGAGCUGAGCAGUGGGAGCAAUGAUUCAGGCAAUCCCAACAGAGUUCCACCAAAACGAAAGAAAACACUUCAGACGACCAAUGCUUACUUUUAUUGGGUAACCAGGGAACAAGGCUCAUUUGAUUGGUUCAAAGGAGUCAUGAAUGAAGUUGCAGAACUUGAUCAAAGGGGUGUAAUUGAAAUGCACAACUAUUUGACCAGCGUGUACGAGGAAGGAGAUGCACGAUCAGCUCUCAUCACCAUGGUCCAAGCACUAAAUCAAGCCAAGAAUGGAGUUGACAUCGUUUCCGGCACGAGGGUUCGGACUCAUUUUGCAAGGCCUAAAUGGAAGAACGUUCUCUCUAAACUAAGUUCCAAGCACUGCAACGCAAGGAUAGGAGUGUUUUACUGCGGGGCACCCGUUUUGGCUAAACAACUCAGCAAACUCUGCUAUGAGUUCAACCAAAAAGGUUCCACUAAAUUUGAAUUCCAUAAGGAGCAUUUCUAACACUAUUAUCAUCCUUCACCAUUCAUAGUCCUAAUAAAUUACAAUAAUUAGGCAAGACAC